Molecule: messenger RNA, 1170 nt
Organism: Emiliania huxleyi CCMP1516
Lineage: Eukaryota; Haptophyta; Isochrysidales; Noelaerhabdaceae
Exons: 2
Coding region: 1-1170 (389 amino acids)
Source: RefSeq, a predicted model, not a curated record
AUGCACUCUUGGUCCUCCUCCAGGAGCAAGUCGUCGACGCCGGACCCGCUCAUCGACGCCGCCGUUUACAAAGAGGCUCUCGACGAGGCGCCCGACCAAACUGGUCGCCUUGCAGUCGUCACGGGAGCAAACUCUGGGCUCGGCUUCUGGCUGGCUCGCUCGCUAGCGCUGAAGGGCGCCAGAGUCAUAUUAGCGUGCCGCAACGCGGAGCGUGCAACAAGCGCACGGGACCGGAUCGCGGCGGACCUCAAGUCGAAGGGCGCCGCCGCCAGCCUCGCUUGUGAGGAGCUCGACCUCGCCUCGCUCGCCUCGGUGCGCCGGUUUGCUUCGAGGCUCCGCCGACAGGAGUCGUCUCUCGACCUGCUCGUGUGCAACGCGGGCAUCCUCGGCGGCGGUGCCUCGGCCGAGCUCACCGAGGACGGCUGGCCGCUCGAGUUUCAGGUCAAUCACCUCGGCCACUUUCUCCUCUGUGCCGAGCUCUGGCCGCUGCUCCGCAACACUCAGGGUGCGAGGGUCGUGGUGCACUCGUCGCUCGGCCACGCCGCCGGGUACUUUGAGGACGAGACGCCGCACCGCGCGUCCUGCCGCUACCUCCUUCCCCUCCCAUACGGCGCCUGGCGCCGCUACGCCGCCUCCAAGCUCGCUCAGAUGCUCUUUGCCGUCGAGCUGCGCCGCCGGCUCGACGCCGCGUCCCGGCUGCCGCAGAGCGACGGCGGCGACGGCGGCGGCGGCGACAGCAGCGGUAGCGAGGGCGGCAGCAGCGACGGCGGCGGCGGCGGCGGCGGCGGCGGGAGCGGCGGCGGCGGUGGUGGCGGCGGCGGUGUGAUCGUGGUGGCGGCGCAUCCCGGCUCUGCUCUCACGCCGAUGAUUCAGAGCAGCGCGGCUCGCAACCCGUUCUUGCGCUGCUGGGUGGACUACGCUUCGGGGCUCGCGCACUCUGUGCCCGAUGCGAGCGCGCCCCUCCUCGUCGCCGCCACGAGCCCCGGCGCCCGAAGCGGCGACUACUACGGCCCUCGCCACAACCCUUUCGGCUUCCACGACCUCGGGCUGCGCGGCCCGCCGGCAAAGGUGCGGCCGUGGGGCUUCGCGGCGGACGCUGCAAAGGCGGCCGUGCUAUGGGAGUUUUCGGAGCGGGCGUGCGGCAUCUCGUUUAGCCCUGAGGCAAACUAG